Molecule: messenger RNA, 4769 nt
Organism: Siniperca chuatsi (mandarin fish)
Lineage: Eukaryota; Metazoa; Chordata; Actinopteri; Centrarchiformes; Sinipercidae
Gene: sec63
Product: SEC63 homolog, protein translocation regulator
Exons: 20
Coding region: 141-2414 (757 amino acids)
Biological process (GO): post-translational protein targeting to endoplasmic reticulum membrane; SRP-dependent cotranslational protein targeting to membrane
Cellular component (GO): Sec62/Sec63 complex
Molecular function (GO): transmembrane protein transporter activity; RNA binding
Source: RefSeq, a predicted model, not a curated record
ACCACGUACACCGACGAUCAGAGCCGUCAAGAGUGGAUACAAGCUGGUUAGUAGCUAACGGUCUGUCAAGUCGCACACAUUGGGCUAGAAGGGGGAAGCGCAGCGGUGGAGAAGAAGGGCGACCCAAGCGCCGCUACGAAAUGGCCGGGCAACAGUUCCAGUACGACGACAGCGGCAAUACGUUUUUCUAUUUCCUAACGUCCUUCGUCGGACUUAUUGUGAUCCCAGCCACAUAUUACCUCUGGCCCCGGGAUCAGAAUGCUGAACAACUGCGUCUGAAGAGCCUGAGGAGGGUACAUGGCAGGUGUCUGUGGUACCGGCUCAGGCUGAUGAAGUCACAGCAGAGCAUUGUCCCAACACUAAAGAAAGCAGCCUUGUUAUUUGGCUGGGCUGUGUUCCUGCUCCUAGCCUACAAGGUGUCCAAGCUGGACAGAGAGUACCAGGAGUAUAAUCCAUACGAAGUCCUCAACUUGGACCCGGGUGCAUCGCUGUCAGAAAUCAAGAAGCAAUACCGUGUACUGUCACUCAAGUACCACCCUGACAAAGGUGGUGAUGAGGCCACAUUCAUGAGAAUUGCCAAAGCCUAUGCUGCUCUGACCAAUGAACAGUCACGACAGAACUGGGAAACAUACGGUAAUCCAGAUGGUCCAGGAGCAACCAGCUUUGGUAUUGCCCUGCCUGCCUGGAUUGUUGACCAGAAGAACUCAAUGCUGGUGCUGUUGGUAUAUGGACUAGCCUUUAUGGUCAUCCUUCCUGUUGUUGUGGGCACAUGGUGGUACCGCUCUAUACGAUACAGUGGCGACCAGAUCCUCAUCAACACUACCCAGCUCUUCAUGCAUUUCAUGUACAAGACACCCAACAUGAACAUGAAGCGGUUAGCCAUGGUGUUGACGGCUGCAUUUGAGUUUGACCCUCGCAGCAAUAAAGAAGCCACCAUACGACCAACAGACAACAUUGAAGUACCACAGUUAAUCCGUGAGUUGGGAAACAUCAAUGUGAAGAAGAAGGAGCCUCCAUUCUGCUAUCCUUACAGUUUGAAGGCCAGGGUCUUAGUGCUUGCUCACCUGGCACGCAUGGACGUAUCAGAGGAGAUCGAGGAAGAUCAGAGGUUUGUGGUGAGGAAGAGUCCAGCUCUCCUCCAGGAGAUGAUCAACGUGGGCUGUCAGCUUACCAUGAUGGCCAACAGCAGAGGAGGUUUCCAUGCUCCUCGACUGGUGACCAUAGAGAAUUGCAUGAAGCUGACCCAAAUGAUAGUGCAGGGUCUGCAGGAGUCAAAGUCGCCACUGUUGCAGCUGCCCCACUUUGAGGAGGAGCAUCUCCGCUACUGCAUCUCUAAGAAGUAUAAAGUUCGGAGCCUCCAGGACCUGGUGAGUCUCAAGGACUCCGACCGACGCAGCAUGUUGCGUUUCUUAGGAGAGGAGAAGUACGAUGAGGUCAUGGCUGUGCUGGGCAGCUUCCCUCACAUCACCAUGGAUACCAAACUGCAGGUCCUUGAUGAUGAAGACAGCAAUAACAUCACAGCAGGCUCUAUUGUCACAGUAACUGUCACCUUAACCAGAAAACGGAUGGCGGAGGUGUUUGAAAAGGAGCAGGAGUCAACGCCGUGUCUACCAGAGGAGGCUGCCACUACAGAGGAAGCACAAGCAGAUUCGAGUAAAACCAAAACAAAAGUGUGGCAGAACAAGAGUAAAGCGGCUAAGAAGACAGCCAAGUCCAAGAAGAAAAAAUUAACCAAGAAGAAGGCCACUCCUGCACCUGCCAAAACCAAGCAAGCCAAUGGCAACGUGGCAGGAAAUGAAGUCGUAGCAGCAUCAGCUGCAGCAGUGAAGGAGGAAGAGGAUGAGGCCUCAGACAAGGGCAGCGAGUCAGAUGAGGGCGAAGCCAACAAGGACUCUCCCAGUGAGAGAGAUGAAGACAGCGACAAACAAAGUGACACAGAGGUGGAUGAGAUAGCUGGCGAUGAUGAAGAGGAGUGGGAGGCGUUGCAGCAAAGCAUCCAGCGGCGAGAGCGGGCCCUGCUAGAGACCAAGUCAAAGGUGACACACCCCGUCUACAGCCUCUACUUCCCCGAGGAGAAGCAGGAGUGGUGGUGGCUCUACAUCGCUGACCGCCGAGACCAGACCCUCGUCUCCAUGCCCUACCACGUCUGCACACUAAAAGAUACAGAAGAGGUGGAACUGAAGUUUCCAGCCCCCUCCAAAACAGGGAACUACCAAUAUUCUGUCAUCCUCCGUUCUGAUUCCUACCUGGGACUGGACCAGAUCAAACCACUCAAGCUGGAGGUCCACGAGGCCAAGGCCAUGCUGGACAACCACCCGCAGUGGGACAUCCCCGACACGGAGGAGGAGGACGAGGAGCAGGAGGACAGCGACGGCAUCGAGGAGAGUGAAGAAGACGACGAGGACAACGACUGAAUGCGGAUAUAACCCACCCCCCUACACCCAUGGACCGGCCACCCACCCACUCCUGACCCCUCGAGCAGCGAAUGAGGAGCAGCAAAGCAGUUAAUAUACAGAGAGCCCUCCUCCUCCAUUUUAUCUUUACAAUGAUAAAACUGAGACCCCGCACCUCCAUUUCCUCUUUUUUUUUUACAGAGACUUGUUCAUUCACUUUCCGUUGCUGGCGGAAGAGAAUUCUGUGAAUACUAACCCAGGCCUGUGUGUGAGUGGAUGUGCAUGUGAGAGCAAAUGGUGUGUGUGUGUGUGUGUGUGUGUGUUUGUAACCUUGUAUGUGUUUGUACAGGUAUGAAAGAUUGACACACUGUGGACUGGAGGACCUAUUAUCUGGGCUCUUUUCUUCUUUUCUUGAGGGGGAGAGGCAAUGUAUAACAGCUAAUUCAGUUUGCAAAAUUAACAAAAAACACAUAACCUCCGUAUGGAAAUCAUGACAUCGCUCUUGCUCCUAAUUUUAAAAUCACUCAGCACCAAUGUUUUCCACACCAAUGAUACUUUCUGUUGUACACUUAAAACUACAGAAGUGUGAGCUUUAGCCCUAUUCGUUGGGGAUCACAUCCAAGUCAACCAAUGGGACGUUUGAUCCUUUAAGUGCACGGGGGCACAGUGGAAUCUUGUCAGUUUUUUUGUUUUGUUUUUCCCCACUGUCACACCAGCCAGUCACUUGUAUGUACUUCUACUCACUGUAUGUUGAAGGAGAUGUCUACAGAUGAUCUCCAGUCAGUUCUGUUUAUGAUGCCUGUUCUGCCCCUGUGAUCCAAGUCAAACUGUAUUUUUCUGAGUGAGACUGCUGUUGGAUGAAAGCAGGUGGAUCUUGAAAUUCAUUUUAUGACCUCAAAUAUAAUGGGGGGAACAUGACAAAACUUGCAGUGUUAAGAUUUGUUUGAAUUAUGAGUACUCUUCUUGUUCAUAUACUACAUAAAAGUUGUGAGUUUUCAGUCUUUUUAAGGGGCUCAGAUACUGAUAUAUAUAUAUAUAUAUAGAUAUAUACAUACUCGUGGCUUUUCAGAAAAGUGACUUCCUUUCUCUUCAUUCUUUUGUUUGUUUUUAUUUUAUAAUUAUAGCACAUUCCAGUGUAUACUCAUUGUCCAAAAAGGCCUUAUGAAAACAACUGAAAUACCACAACAUACAAGUCCUUGGGUGCCAUGCACCAGUUAUUCUUGGGAGAGCAGAAAAAAAACACUUUCUUUUGUGUUUGUAAAACUCUACAGUGUUUUUUCUUUUGUUUCAAUUUAGAAUUAGUCUCUUCAUAGUAACCUUUAGCUAUUCAGUCUUGGAAUACAUAUCACUGAUCUUGACAUAAUAAGUACAAUUUUGUCUGCUGAAAGAGGAUUAGCAGUUGUACACGACAUGUGACUGGGAUUGGAGGGUGAGGUCCCUUUCACACAGCACUCAUAAUCUGAAAAGUGUCUCAAACAAAACCCGUUUAAAGUAAUUUUUAGUGUAAGACUAAGCAUAUUCUGUCCAGCACUUUUUCCUCUUUAGUCAUUAAAGCAGAACAAGCUUAGUUUUGUAAGUACAACUGCCAUUUCAAAUGGAAAGUUUUCCCCACCAAACCUCCUGGAGGAUUUUUGUUUUUUAAUUUUUCUGUCUGAGGAAUACAGAGCAGUUCUGACUAACCAAGAGAACCCCCUUUCAUUAGUUGUUGGGGUUUUUUUUUGUCCCAGUUAAGCUGUAGUUAUAACAAAUGUAACACAUAUGUCUUUGUCUUGUUUUCUUCUAACCUUGGUUUUUACAUCUUUUAGACUCAUGAGUGCACAAAAAAGAAAAUCAGAGCUUCCUUGUGUAACUUUGGGGGCUCUUACUGUAUGUCGACGACUUGGCAGUUUUUAAAAGAAAUGACUAAUCUUUUCACCGUGAAUAUCCACACUCAACAGUUAAUUUUUAUGGUAUAUACUAGUGUGUCGUGUAAGUGUGUGAGAGAUAAAGAUAUGAAUAUCUUUGGGAAGGCUCUCCCAACAACCACAUACACACACACUCACAUGCGCGCACUCUACCCUCCUGUAAUUGUGUUCAAGGCAGGCGUAUGCUAACAGGUAAUAUUGUACUCUGAGUAUUUGUCGCUCUGCAAUAGAAUGUAGCAUCAGUGAUUUACGCUGUGUGGAGAAAAAAAAAAAACUGCAGUGAGGUUAAAUACGACACCAUCUCUCCCAUGACAGACCUUGUCCAGGCGACUGGCCGGCAGGCCGCCUCAGUUUGGAUGAACUACCCAGUGACUAUCUAUCUGCCACUUUUGUUUACAAAGGAACUGUCAUUGUAAAUGGAAAAAUAUAUUAUUUGUAUUUAAAAUCAUUUCAAAUAAAAACUUUUAAAUGA